AUGAAUAAGUUAACGUUUGGAUUAAAAAAUAAUAUUUUAAUUAAAAGAUUUUUUUCUAAUUAUUAUUCUCCUAAUAUUAAAAGAAAUGUUCCUGAAUAUAUAGAUUUCGAAACAUUUUUCCCAAAAAAAGAUAUAAAACCUGAUGUUUUAUCAGCAUUUACAAUAGCAAAGCAACAGAGAUUAGAAAAACUUUUAGAAAAUAAUCCAUUAGUGUUAUAUAAAGGAAGAGUAAUAAAAAAUUUAUCAUGUCAUAAAAUUAAAAAUUCAGGGAGAAAUAAUGUAGGAAAAAUUACUACUCGUCAUAGAGGUGGAGGUCAUGUACAAAGGUUGAGAUUUAUAGAUUUCAAAAGAUCAAGAAAAGAUAUUUAUAGUACUGUUCUAAGAAUAGAAUAUGACCCUUCUAGAAGUGCACACAUUGCUUUAAUUCAAUAUGAGGAUGGUGUGUUAUCAUAUAUUUUAGCACCUCUUUUAUUAAGACCAGGAGAUAAAGUUAUAGCUAGUAAGUAUGCAAAUAUAAAUCCAGGAAAUUGCUUACCUUUAAAAAAUAUUCCUGUUGGAAGUAUAAUUCACAAUAUUGAAUUGAGACCUGGGGCAGGGGGCCAAUUCAUAAGAGCAGCAGGAACCUAUGCAACAAUAUUAAGUAAAGAUAGUCAAUAUGCAACUAUUAAAUUAAAAUCUACAGAAAUUCGGAAAUUUCCUUUAGAAUGUUGGGCUACUAUAGGGCAAGUUUCCAAUUUACAAAGGCAUAUGAGAAUUUUGGGAAAAGCAGGGGUUAACAGAUGGUUAGGUAAAAGACCAGUCGUUAGAGGAGUAGCUAUGAAUCCUUCAAAACAUCCUCAUGGAGGAGGAACUAGUAAAAAACACACGAAAAGACCGAAAUGCUCUCUUUGGGGAAAAUGUAGAGAUGGAUUUAAAACGAGAAGCAAAAAAAAACCACUUGGAUUAAUUAUUAGAAGAAAUAUAUGUGGUCGUUUACAAAAAAAGUAUGGUGUUACUGCAUAA
This is a messenger RNA of Plasmodium gallinaceum, 1002 nucleotides long. RefSeq names its product mitochondrial ribosomal protein L2 precursor, putative. Lineage: Eukaryota; Apicomplexa; Aconoidasida; Haemosporida; Plasmodiidae. Bases 1 to 1002 code for a protein of 333 amino acids. Gene Ontology annotation, molecular function: transferase activity; structural constituent of ribosome; RNA binding. The transcript has a single exon. The record is from RefSeq and is a predicted model, not a curated record. Gene Ontology annotation, biological process: cytoplasmic translation. Gene Ontology annotation, cellular component: ribosome; large ribosomal subunit.